Arvicola amphibius (Eurasian water vole) is the source of this 3858-nucleotide messenger RNA. It is a transcript of the gene Cyrib, whose product is annotated as CYFIP related Rac1 interactor B. Bases 385 to 1359 code for a protein of 324 amino acids. The transcript has 13 exons. The record is from RefSeq and is a predicted model, not a curated record. Gene Ontology annotation, biological process: regulation of actin filament polymerization; positive regulation of T cell activation. Gene Ontology annotation, molecular function: small GTPase binding. Lineage: Eukaryota; Metazoa; Chordata; Mammalia; Rodentia; Cricetidae.
GCCCUCACUUCCUGGCACUCCCCCUCCCCCUUCGCCGUUACCCUGAACAUCCGGGUCUCUUGCCCUCCCCGCUCCAAGCCGCCGUCGCCGCCGUCUCCUGGCUCUUCGCGACUCCGCCAGAGGGGCAGGUGCGGAGGGGCUCCCGGUCCGGCCGCCGCCGCCCGCCCCGGGCCCGGGGCUCCCCCUAGCGCCGUGAGGAGCCGCCGGCGGCUGAGAGGAGCGCGGCGGAGUGCCCGAUCGAUCUCGCGGCGGAUAGAAGGACAAGGACAGAAUCACCAGCACUGGCUGAAGGUUUGCUGGCAUGGGUAAUCUCAUUAAGGUGCUAACCAGGGACAUAGACCACAAUGCAGCACAUUUUUUCUUGGACUUUGAAAGUACCUUAACAUGGGGAAUCUUCUUAAAGUUUUGACAUGCACAGACCUUGAGCAGGGGCCAAAUUUUUUCCUUGAUUUUGAAAAUGCCCAGCCCACAGAGUCUGAAAAGGAAAUAUAUAAUCAGGUGAAUGUAGUAUUAAAAGAUGCAGAAGGCAUCUUGGAGGACUUGCAGUCAUACAGAGGAGCUGGCCACGAAAUACGAGAGGCAAUCCAGCAUCCAGCAGAUGAAAAGUUGCAAGAGAAGGCGUGGGGUGCUGUUGUGCCAUUAGUAGGCAAAUUAAAGAAAUUUUAUGAAUUUUCUCAGAGGCUAGAAGCAGCAUUAAGAGGCCUCCUGGGAGCCUUGACUAGUACGCCAUACUCCCCCACCCAGCAUCUAGAGCGAGAGCAGGCUCUUGCUAAACAGUUUGCAGAGAUUCUUCACUUCACACUCCGGUUUGAUGAACUCAAGAUGACAAAUCCUGCCAUACAGAAUGACUUCAGCUACUAUAGAAGAACGUUGAGUCGAAUGAGAAUUAAUAAUGUCCCGGCAGAAGGAGAAAAUGAAGUAAAUAAUGAAUUGGCAAAUCGAAUGUCUUUGUUUUAUGCUGAGGCCACGCCAAUGCUGAAAACCUUAAGUGAUGCAACAACAAAAUUUGUAUCAGAGAAUAAAAAUUUACCAAUAGAAAAUACCACAGAUUGUCUAAGCACCAUGGCAAGUGUAUGCAGAGUCAUGCUGGAGACACCGGAAUACAGAAGCAGAUUUACCAAUGAAGAGACAGUAUCAUUCUGCUUGAGGGUAAUGGUGGGUGUCAUAAUACUCUAUGACCACGUUCAUCCAGUGGGAGCAUUUGCCAAAACUUCCAAAAUUGAUAUGAAAGGUUGUAUCAAAGUUCUUAAGGACCAACCUCCUAAUAGUGUAGAAGGUCUUCUCAAUGCUCUCAGGUACACAACGAAACAUUUGAAUGAUGAGACUACCUCCAAGCAGAUUAGGUCCAUGCUGCAGUGAGAGCUGUGGAGCGAGCCCUGCUGCAGAUGGAGCAGUCUUCUUCAGUGACUGAGAAUGCAGUCUCUAGUGAUUGCCAUUAAAUCUCCUCACUCUCGCUUCGGUUUCUUUCCUCUGUUCCUCUUCCCACUUUUUUAAUCAUGUUCUUGUUCUUAAGACUUCUUUUCUGUGCCAAAAUCAGUAAAGUUAUACUUUGAAAGGGAUUUUGUCCUUUCAAAACAGGCCAUCUAAGGCAGCUAAUUAUGCAUUGCAUUGAGGUCUCUACUGAGAAAAGUUCUGUGACUUGAACUAAAUAUUUUUAAAUGUGGAUUUUUUUUGAAAACUAAUAUUUAAUAUUGCUUCUCCUGCAUGGCAAAACUGCCUAUUCUGCUAUUUAAAACCCUCAUGAAUUUAUUUUCUACUGCCGCUUUUUCAUGUCCAGCCAAAAUGUUUAAAUUAACUGUGUUGUACAAAUGGUACCCAACACAAACCUUUUUUAAAUUAGUAAGACUUUUGUUGAAAGUUUUAAGUUUGCAUUUUGACUUUUUUUUUUGUAAGGAUGUAUGUUGUGUGUUUAACCUUUAUUAACUAACUUUAAAAACUGUGAUGUGUGCGUAGAACAUUACGUAUGCAUGUUCAUGUUUAAGAAUGGCUGUUGAUAAAAUAAAAAUCAGCUUCCUUUUUCUAAGUGUGGCUUGAUUUACUGAGAUGUCUGGAAGUUCUCCCUGUAUAAAUUUCUGUGGAAUGCAUAGACACAUUACAUAAUUUUUCUUUCUCUUAGGGGAUAGCUAUGUCUUUUUCAGUUGUAUCUUUCUUUACUUUUGUCUAUGUACAUAACUUUAACUGCUUUUAGAACUGUUGUAUAUAAGAUGACCAGUGAUUGUGUCAUUAACUUGACUUCUGUUUUUGAUUUAACCUUGUGUGAGUGUAGUCGUAGAAGGAAAACCACACUUUCUCAGCUCUCAGUUUCAAGAGUGGAAGGGCAGCAGCAGGAAGCACAGGGUGUUUCAGAAGCAGGAUGAGCCUUGACAUUGGAGGACAGUGAGCAAUAAGAAUACUUCCCAGAGGAAACGAAAGACUCCAUCUCACUAGGGCUAGAAAGCUACUGUGGGUUUCAGUUUAAAACCCUAACACCCAAGUUGUCAAAUCUAUCGUGCUUGAGAGAGAGGCUGCCAGAAGGUUGUCUGAUUGUCCUGUCAGGGCUUUAUGACAGGGUGGCGUGAGGUGUGGUACAGUUAAAGUGGUUGACCACGGAAGAGGAUCACAGGCUUCCCUUGGGGUCUCCGUCAGAGCACACAGCACUUGUUGAUAAAGUUCCUGUUGACUUCUCUGGCUUCCGGCUCACUCCUGUCCCUCUUCGUACCCUGUUCUCCAGCCAAGCGUAACUACUUGCUGUUUACAGAUUGUUCCAUGUGGUGUUGCUUCGUGACUCUGAUCUGGCACAACCUGAAUCUGAUCUCCCUUUUCUUCCUCAUGACUGUAACCAACACCAGCUUUCAUCUUUUAGAAAUCAGCUUCUUUUACUUCCUCCUGAAAAUCGUUUGGAUGAUCCUGGCCAUGUUUUCUAGGAGUCCUUUAACAGUAUUAUAAUGGGUUUAAUAGUGCACUUUGCAAAAGGUAACGUCUGUCAGGAACCUGAACAUAUGGCUUUACUUGGAAGAGGGGCAUUUUCAGGUGAAUGUUAAGGACCUGUGGAUGACGUCAGCCUACAUUAAGGUAGACCCUAACUCCAUUGACAAGCCCUUGUAAGAGAAAAGAAGGGGAGACAAGACACAGUGGAACUCCUGGGAGGAGUGAGGCAAAGGCGAACAGACAUCAUGCCUUGAAAUUCUGAGCUACAGAAGCUAGAACAACAUCAUGGAACAGUUUUCAUCAGAGCCUCCAGGAGGAACCCAACCCUGUUGGCUGUUUUUAUUUCAGACUUCUAUCUUCUAUCAUGGUGAAAAAAUAAAUUUCUAUUCUAAGCCACGUAGUUUGUGGUAAUUUGUUAUAGUCAACGAAAGCACUGAAUACAACUCUUAUCACAAAAACAACUCUAGUACUUCACGCUUUGGGAUCUUUUUACUCUUGAGAAAUUAUAGUAUUAAGGUGCUGUGAAGACUGAGAACGUGAGAGAAGAGCCAUGUCAUAUUCCUCCAGUGUCCCAAGGAAGGAUCUUGCACAGUACCUAAAUAUGGAUAGCUACCAAGUUAGUGCUUGAAUGAAGUGAAUGAGUACAAAUAAAUGAAAUAAAUGUAGUGAUACUUCUGUGGCCUUUCCAGGUAACAUGGUUCACGCCCUGCAUGUUGAAGAUUAAGUGGGCUAAAAAACUUUUAACUUUAGCCCUGGGGUCAGUAGCCCAGGCUCUGGGCCAAUCCACCUUCUUCUGUACCUAUACAGCCUGUGAAUUAAAGAAUGAUUUUUAAAAGGUUGGGAAUAAAGGAUAACAAAUGUUUUUUUAAAAGUUGAAAAAAUAUUUUGUAGCAUGAGAAAGUAUAUGAAAUUCAAACUCCAGUGUUCAUAAAUAAAAUUUUAUUGAACAUA